Pseudonaja textilis is the source of this 5110-nucleotide messenger RNA. Lineage: Eukaryota; Metazoa; Chordata; Lepidosauria; Squamata; Elapidae. The record is from RefSeq and is a predicted model, not a curated record.
CCCACCUCCGGCCGGCGAGAGCGGAGCAAGGGGCAGGGCGCUCACCUUCCCCGCCGCCGCCGCCGCCGCGAUGGCGCUGGCCGACCUGUACACGCAGUACAACAGAGUUUGGAUCCCGGAUGCUGAAGAGGUUUGGCAGUCUGCUGAAAUUACAGCUAAUUAUAGGCCUGGAGACCAUUUUCUUCACCUCCAGCUGGAAGACAGCACAGAGCUGGAUUAUCCAGUGGAUCCUUCUGCUUUGCCACCUUUACGAAAUCCAGACAUUCUCGUUGGAGAAAAUGACCUCACAGCCCUUAGCUACCUCCACGAACCGGCCGUUUUACACAACCUUCGAGUUCGUUUUGUGGAGUCCAGGCUGAUUUACACCUAUAGCGGGAUAAUUUUGGUCGCCAUAAACCCUUACAAAGAGCUGCCCAUUUAUGGGGAUGCCAUCAUUCAUGCUUACAGUGGUCAAAAUAUGGGAGACAUGGAUCCCCAUAUCUUCGCGGUAGCAGAAGAGGCUUACAAGCAAAUGGCAAGGAAUGACCGAAAUCAAUCAAUUAUUGUAAGUGGGGAAUCAGGAGCUGGCAAAACAGUUUCUGCUCGAUACGCCAUGAGAUAUUUUGCGACGGUCAGCAAAUCUAGCAGCAACGCUAAAGUCGAGGAUAAAGUGUUGGCAUGCAAUCCGAUAACAGAGGCAAUUGGAAAUGCUAAAACUACUCGCAACGACAACAGCAGUCGCUUUGGAAAAUACAUGGAAAUCAGUUUUGAUAAGAAGUACCAGAUCAUUGGGGCAAACAUGAGGACAUACCUGCUCGAAAAAUCUAGAGUUGUUUUUCAGUCAGAAAAUGAAAGAAACUAUCACAUAUUCUAUCAGCUGUGCGCAUCGGCUCAGAGACCCGAAUUUAAGCAUCUUCAGCUGGCAAGUGCUGAAGAAUUUAAUUAUACUAACAUGGGUAGAAACACCACAAUUGAAGGAGUGAACGACCGUGCCGACAUGAAGGAAACUCAGAAAACUUUCAGCCUGCUAGGCCUGAAGGAAGAUUUUCAGAUGGAUGUUUUCAAAAUACUCUCCGCUAUUCUUCAUUUAGGCAAUGUGCAGAUCAGUCCCGUUGGCGAUGAAAAGUCUUGUGUUAAUGUGGAGGACAAACAUCUUAAUAUAUUUUGUGGGCUCCUGGGAGUCGAAAGUGAUAAAAUAGCUCAAUGGCUUUGUCACAGGAAAAUUAUUACUACCUCUGAAACCGUAGUAAAGCCAAUGACGAAACUCCAAGCUAUAAACGCCCGAGAUGCUUUGGCCAAGAAGAUUUAUUCUCAUCUUUUUGAUUUCAUCGUGGAACAAAUUAACAAGGCCUUGCAGUUUUCAGGCAAACAACAUAGCUUUAUUGGUGUUCUGGAUAUUUAUGGAUUUGAAACCUUUGAUCUGAAUAGCUUCGAACAAUUUUGCAUCAACUAUGCCAAUGAAAAACUACAGCAACAAUUUAACCUGCAUGUCUUUAAACUUGAACAAGAAGAAUACAUGAAGGAAAAUAUCCCAUGGACGUUAAUUGAUUUUUAUGACAAUCAACCUGUCAUCGAUCUGAUUGAAGCUAAAAUGGGCAUUCUAGAACUUUUGGAUGAAGAGUGUUUGCUACCUCAAGGAACUGACGAAAAUUGGCUCCAGAAGCUAUAUAAUAAUUUUAUGAACAAGAACCCUCUCUUUGAAAAACCAAGAAUGUCAAAUACUUCUUUUAUUAUCCAGCACUUUGCUGACAAGGUAGAAUAUAAAAAUGAAGGAUUUCUAGAAAAAAACCGGGACACUGUGUAUGAAGUACUGAUUGAUAUCUUGAGAAACUGUAAGUUUCGGCUCUUUGCAAACUUCUUCCAGGAUGGUCCAGUCCCUCUUUCCCCAUUCAACUCUGCAAUCAAAGUUAAGUCUGCAAAAACAGUGAUUGUGUCACCUAACAAACAGUUCCGUGCAACUGUUGGAAGUAAGUUUCGCAGCUCCUUAUAUUUAUUAAUGGAGACUCUUAAUGCCACCACACCACAUUAUGUCCGGUGCAUAAAGCCAAAUGAUCAAAAGUUGGCAUUUGAAUUUGACUCCAAAAGAGUGGUCCAGCAAUUACGAGCAUGUGGGGUGUUAGAAACCAUUCGUAUUAGCUCUCAGAGUUACCCAUCAAGAUGGACUUAUAUUGAGUUUUAUAGCCGCUACAGCAUUCUCAUGUCUCAAAGUGAACUUUCUCUAACGGACAAGAAGCACAUUUGCAAGAUGGUUUUGCAGCGGCUAAUCCAGGAUCCAAGUCAAUAUCAGUUUGGCAGGACCAAGAUUUUUUUCAGAGCGGGGCAGGUCGCCUAUUUGGAAAAAGUGCGAUCAGAUCGCCUGAGGCAAGCAUGCAUCAUGGUUCAGAAGAACAUCCGAGGUUGGCUUCAGAGGAAAAAGUUCCUCCGCGUCAGACAAGCGGCGGUCAUCAUACAACAAUACUUCCGUGGACAGAAGACUAUACGGAAAGCUAUAACUGCCAGGGCCCUGAAGGAAAUCUGGGCUGCCAUAGUCAUCCAGAAAUACAGCCGAGGAUACUUAGUGCGUAGACUUUGCCAACUCAUCCGUGUGGCUGCUUUGACGAUCCAGGCCUUCGCACGAGGAUUUCUAGCAAGGAGGAAAUACAGGAAGAUGCUUGAAGAACAGAAAGCUUUAAUCCUCCAGAAGUACGCCCGGGCAUGGCUGGCCAGACGCCGAUUCCAGAGCAUUCGCCGUUUCGUCCUGAACAUCCAGCUUUCAUACAGAGUCCAGCGGCUGCAGAAAAAACUGGAAGAACAGAAUAAGGAAAAUCAUAGUUUGUUGGAAAAGCUGGCCUUCCUUGCUUCAAGUCACUCCAGUGAUACGGAGACCAUUCAAAAACUUCACCAGGACCUUGAAAAACUAACCGCGCAGAGAAAAAUAUCUGAAGAAAACGAAAGGAAGAACAGGGUGGGCUAUGAACAGAGGGUCUCAGGACUUGAAAAGCACAACUUAGGGCUACAGGAAGAGAAGAAGAAGCUGGAAAAAGAACUUCAAAAGAAAACAGAGGAAAUGAAAGAUAAACUGGAUAAUUUGACGAAGCAAUUAUUCUCUGAUGUUCAAAGGGAGGAAAGGCAACGAAUAUUAUUGGAGAAAAAUUUCCAGAGCCAGAAACAAGAUUAUGACAAAAGAAUUGAGUUACUCAAUGCAGAAAUAAUGCUUCUCAAAGAGGAAAAUGCUCAGCUGCAAAAUCAGAUUCAAGAAAUGCAACAAACUCAAGAUGGCUUAAAAACAGAAAUAGAGGAGCUUUCAAACCAAAUAAAGACAAUCCCUGAAUUGCGAAAAGAAAUAGACUUCCUUCAGAUUCAGAAACUAGAUGCGGAGAAGCAACUACAAUUCCAGAAGCGUGAAAUGAGAGAGAAGAUGUCCGAGAUUACAAAGCAACUCCUGGAAAGCUAUGACUUUACAGACGUGAGGAGCAGGUUGUCUCCUGAAGACUUGCAGCAUUUGAAUGAAGAUGGUGAACUCUGGUUUGCCUAUGAAGGCUUGAAAAAAGCCACACGAGUUUUGGAAAAACAUUUCGAGGAUCAGAAGGAGCACUACGAAAGGGAGAUAGACGAACUGAAUGCUAAAAUAAACCAUCUGAGUCAAGAAAUCACCCAUCUACAGAAGCUCUUCAGAGAGGAAAACAACACCAAUGAAUGUAUCCGUCUCCAAGUUGCCAGGCUAACUUCAGAGAAUAUGAUGAUGCCUGACCUUAAGCGGCAGGUUUCAGAACUUCAGAAGCAGAAGUUGGACCUUGAGAAUCGUCUUCAGGAUGAACUUGCCAAGAGAAAUGAGAAAAUGGAAGACACAAAAGAUUGGACACCUCAAAACCCAGAUGAGGAACGCUCACAAAAACAAGCUUUGCCGCUUCGAAAGGUCAUGUCCACUAAAGGAAAGACGCUAGCCACGUUUCCAGUGUUUCAGCGGGACAGUCUGGAGAACCAGUCUGAAAGAGCAAAUGGGACUGGAAGCAAAGUAUGGCAGGAUGUGGCGUAUCUCACCAUGGAAAACACGGAUCUGGAAGAAGAGCUGGAUAAAAAAGACCGGUUGAUAAAGAAACUUCAGGAUCAGAUCAGAACCCUUAAAAAAUCCAUUGAGACAGGCCAUGAAGAAUCCCCGUCUUCUGUGCUGAGGGAAUACCUGGGGAUGUUGCAGUACAGAAAGGAGGAUGAACCAAAAAUCGCUCAAAAUCUGAUCCUUGAUUUGAAACCCCGUGGAGUAGUUGUUAAUAUGAUUCCUGGGCUGCCAGCUCAUAUCCUCUUUAUGUGCAUAAGAUAUGCGGAUUAUUUGAACGACGACAGCAUGCUGAAGUCCUUUAUGAACAUGGCUAUCAAUGGCAUAAAACAAGUCAUUAAGGAACACGCCGAAGACUUUGAGAUGUUGUCCUUUUGGCUUUCCAAUACCUGCCAUUUUCUUAACUGCCUGAAGCAGUACAGUGGGGAAGAGGAAUUCAUGAAGUACAACACACCACAACAAAAUAAGAACAAUCUGAUUCACUUUGAUCUGUCCGAAUACAGGCAGGUCCUUAGCGAUCUGGCCAUUCGUAUAUAUCAUCAGUUCAUCAGUGUGAUGGAGACCAGUAUUCAGCCAAUGAUAGUACCAGGAAUGCUGGAAUAUGAAAGUCUCCAGGGGAUUUCGGGCUUAAAACCAACCGGAUUUCGCAAACGUUCUUCUAGCAUCGAUGACACAGAUGCUUACACUAUGACCUCCAUCUUGCAACAGCUCAGCUAUUUUUACACAACCAUGUGUCAGAACGGCUUAGACCCGGAGCUUCUAAAGCAGGCCGUGAGGCAGAUUUUCUUUCUCAUCGGAGCAGUUACUCUGAAUAGCCUCUUCCUUCGGAAAGACAUGUGCUCUUGCAGAAAGGGCAUGCAAAUAAGGUGCAACAUCAGCUACCUGGAGGAAUGGCUGAAGGAGAAGAACCUGCAGAGCAGUUCUUCCAAGGAGACUUUGGAGCCUCUUGCUCAGGCCGCCUGGCUUCUUCAAGUCAAAAAGAUCACAGAGGAAGAUGCCAAAGGGAUCUCGGAGAACUGCACAGCCCUCUCGGCUAUGCAGGUAUUGAAUUCAUAAAGGAGAACCUUUGUAGCUCGGGGUUGAAAUGAAGGGGUCUUU